AUGUUGACGCGCCCCAAGCUCCUCGCCGCGGCAUCACUGCUCCUCGGAGCCGCGUCCGCCCGCCCGCCACUCGUCACACCGGUCCUGGACGCCCGAGCUCCAGCAGCUACAGACCCAUGGGUCAGCGUCGACACGUCCGGCGUGCCCGUGACGGUGACGCCCGUGGUCACCGUCGUGGACGGGGCAACGACCACGAUAUCAGCUGCUCCCAACGACCUAACUGCGACUGUGGUGACGAGGACGGAUCAUGCUGAGAUCACCACCAGCACUGGCACCGCGCCUCCUGAGCCCACGGCCACGAACAAAGAUGGGACGGGCUCGUUCCUGGUGUGCAAUAAUUCCGAUGGGAUCAAUGCCCCGUUCUGCCAGCCGUCGCACAACAGCUCGCUCUACCCCGGCACGACGUAUUAUGUUACUUGGGACACGUCCGUCUUCAACUCCACCAACACCACCGUGAUCUUGGAGGGCUCUUACAACAAUGCUACGACCGGCGAAGUUGCGUCGCAGGCAUUCUCCUCGGACAAAAUUACGGCCGGUUGGUCAUACUACGCUUGGGCAGUAGACAGCAAGCUGCUGCAGGGCAAGAGGGCCGUCAACAUCACGCUGUUCCUCAAUGCGCUCGACGCCGACCAGAACACGACCGCGAAGUCAUACACGGGGCCCAUGGUGCUCGUGACGAAGCCGCCGACGUACCACCAGGCGCCGCCCAAGAUGCCAACCGGCGCGGCGCUCUACAUUGGCCUGCCAACGGUCCUGGGCUUCUGCGUGAUCAUGAUCUUCGGCGUGUGCCUCUGGAACAGGCAGGCGCGCAAGAUAUCUAUCGGAAACAUCAUGUCGCGGAGCAGGCACGGCUACGGCACCGCCAAGGCCGGGCGAGGAGACCAGCACUACCGCGACGAGCCGCGACACCAGCCCGGCAGCCGGGGCGGCGGCGGCGAUGGCUGGGGCCAGCAGCACGUCUAUCGCCGUCAGGAGAACAAUAACGAGUUCCUCGGCCACGCCAGGCGAGACAGUGAUGCACUGGGCAGCUUGGCUGGGACGCCGACGAGUGCGAAUUUCCCUGUGACGCAACCACCACCACCACAGGGAGGGAAUGCCUUCAGGGAAGAGUUGGAGAGGCAGCGACGAGAGAGGUCUUAG
Molecule: messenger RNA, 1140 nt
Organism: Diaporthe citri
Lineage: Eukaryota; Fungi; Ascomycota; Sordariomycetes; Diaporthales; Diaporthaceae
Exons: 3
Coding region: 1-1140 (379 amino acids)
Source: RefSeq, a predicted model, not a curated record